CUGGGAAUAUCUGGAGAAGCUUUGAUGAGACGAUUCGAUGAGUUGAGUGCCAAAAUGGAAUAUUAUGCUGAUUAUCCGAUCAGAAAUUUUUCUCUGCCAAGCCCACCUGCAUUAAACAUAACUGUAAAUGAAUUUACAGUUGGUCAAGUCUGCAACUUAAUCGAGAGGAAUGUGCAUGUGAUCAUCAGCCUGACCACCUGCUCGGUGGCACAGUUAAUCGAAUCACAAACUUCACCACACAGAAUAACACAUGUGGCUAUCCCCAGACCAGCAUGCUCUAAAGAUUCCAUCGAUUCGAGUGCACUGUCAGCCUCAACAACAAUAUGGAUUCAACCAACACCUGAGCAUACAAGCAGAGCGAUAUACGAAUUAAGCGAAACUGAACGUGCUGCUUUAGCUUUACUUCUAAGUGAUUCACCUACUUUAGAAGUUGAGGCAGUUUUAGAUUUAAUCUUACAGGCAGAAAUGAACAAUGAAAAAUUCGUUCCAUACUUUACAACUCAAAUGUAUUCCACCAAAAAUCUGUCGAAUAUUUUCUAUCCAACUUCAAUUAUAUACAGAACAGUCGACGAUUUACUGAAUCGAGUGAAAAAUUUACAAAAGCAAACAUCAUCGAAAUUUCUGUUGACUCAUAUAUUUCAACUGCAGAUGAAACCACUUGAUCUGGAUCAGCUGUACUCG
Molecule: messenger RNA, 681 nt
Organism: Trichobilharzia regenti
Lineage: Eukaryota; Metazoa; Platyhelminthes; Trematoda; Strigeidida; Schistosomatidae
Source: the annotation of a GenBank genome assembly